Molecule: messenger RNA, 1941 nt
Organism: Salvelinus sp. IW2-2015
Lineage: Eukaryota; Metazoa; Chordata; Actinopteri; Salmoniformes; Salmonidae
Source: RefSeq, a predicted model, not a curated record
GUUACUGGUGAAAGUUGAAACAAGGAAGAAGGGUGUAUGUAGGCGGAACCAGCUGUGUACUGUAUGUCAGACGAAUACGAAACAAAUAGGGUGCUGCAAAUUAUUCAGAAACGUACUCUAACGUUACAAUUCUUGAAUUGUUAUCGACAUAUUUUAAGAAUGGAUUUAAACAGUAUCCUGUCUCAGCUCGAGACUAACAAUGAAGAGGAAAUUAAAAGGCUUUUGCACCAGUACAACGGAGAGAAUAGUCGCACAUUCACCUUUGACCCAAAAGAGGAGGACCUACGAAGUAGGCUGUGUCAGGGUCUGCUGACUGUGCUGGGGAGGCAGGUUGGGUCCUGCUGCCAGAGCACCUGCCUGGAGACCCUUCGCAUCCUGUCCCGGGACAAGCGGGUCCUGGGCCCUGUGGGCACCCGGGAGGGCAUGCUGGUCCUGGCCGGGCUGGCUCGGCUGCAGGCUGGAGAGGAGGGAGGUGACAGUCUGCAAGAGGAUGCCCAGACAGAGGAGGAAGAGAGAGUGGUGGUGGAGGCCCUUAAGUGCCUGUGUAACGUGGUGUUUAACAGCGUGGCAGCACAGCAGGUGGGUGCCGAAGUGCAGCUGGCACGUGGUCUGUGUGCCCGCAUGCACGCCGCCCGUGCCGGGUGUCACGAGGUGGGCCUGUUCUCCCUGCGCCUGCUYUUCCUGCUCUCGGCUCUGCGGCCAGACGUCAGGGGGGGCCUCCAGAGGGAGCUGCAUGCCGUGGGGCUCCUCACAGAGGUGCUGGAGCGUACCCUGGACCUACGCUGGGUGGGCCCCUACGAGGUGGCCCAUCCAGGCCUCCAGGCCUUGCCUAUCCCUGCUGAAGACAACGAGAGGGCCAUGGAGGCCCUGAAAGCCUUGUUCAACCUCACGCUGUCUGACACUAGCGAUGAGGGUGGUGACCACCAGCUCCGCCUUGUCACCGCCAUCAUGCGCCAUCUAUUGAUGCUAAAGACUCAGACAGAGGACAAAACAGAGGAAGCACACAGCCACGCCAUCAACCUGCUGAGUAACCUGCCAGUGUCAUGUCUGGAUGUGCUGAUUGACUUGCCGGUCCAGGGGGGCCAGGAGGAGUACAGCGGGAAAAACAUGGACGCUGUGGAGGUGCUACUGGACUUUAUGGAGAAGAGGAUAGACAAGCAGGGUGCCAACUACAAAGAGGGGCUGACCCCAGUGCUCAGCCUGCUGACCGAGGGCUCCAGGUACCACAGGGAGAUCCGCAGAUACAUCAAGACACAGGUGCUGCCCCCGCUGAAGGAGGUCAAGGUCAGGCCGGAGAUAGGGUCCACCGUUAGGAACAAGCUGGUGCGCCUCAUGACCCAUGUGGACAUGGGCGUGAAGCAGAGCGCUGCAGAGUUCCUCUUCGUCCUCUGCAAAGAGAGUGUGGACCACCUGUUGAAGUACACUGGGUACGGUAACGCAGCAGGACUCCUGGUAGCUCGAGGCCUGCUGGCAGGGGGGCGAGGAGAGACUCUGUACUCAGACGACGAAGACUCUGACACCGAAGAGUACAAAUCGGCUAAACCUUUAAUCCAUUGGACCAAGGGGUGUUUCAUCAAUCACUUUUACGUGACACCACUUAAGUGYGACUCUAGUGGCCAGGGCUGUUCGAUGUUGGUUCUGGAGUGCACUUCUGGCUUUCAUCCUCUCCUUCUAAAAAGGGACUUAUUCAGACAAGGGACUUAUUCAGACCUGGGACACCAGGUGAGUGCCAUUAUCUUCCAGGUAUUAACAAAAAACAGAAGUGUUUUGGCCUUCCAGAAUUGAACAGCCCUGCGUUCUAGCCAAACAUUCAGGACAGUCAAGCAUUGGGUCAUUUUCACCAUCAUUAUUAGGCUGUUAUUGUAAAUAAGAAUUUGUUCUUAACUGACUUCUUAACUGACUAGGUUACACAUAUUACGUCUUCUCUCUGUCCUAUCUCUG